This is a messenger RNA of Pygocentrus nattereri (red-bellied piranha), 3063 nucleotides long. RefSeq names its product transient receptor potential cation channel, subfamily C, member 4 associated protein b (gene trpc4apb). Gene Ontology annotation, biological process: ubiquitin-dependent protein catabolic process. The transcript is spliced from 19 exons. Gene Ontology annotation, cellular component: Cul4A-RING E3 ubiquitin ligase complex. The record is from RefSeq and is a predicted model, not a curated record. Gene Ontology annotation, molecular function: phosphatase binding. The coding region runs from base 37 to 2358 and encodes 773 amino acids. NCBI's taxonomy places the organism in Eukaryota, Metazoa, Chordata, Actinopteri, Characiformes, Serrasalmidae.
GAAACAGAAAAGCGCUGCGACGUCAGAGGAAAAACAAUGGCGGCUAACGGGCAGCGACUCUCUAGAACUCAGACAAGGCGAAGAAGCCGAGGCAAAAACAUAUUAAGUAAGAUCAAAUAUGGUCAGAUAACAGGCUUGGCGAUGACCCGAGGCACACAGAUCCCUGUGGACCUGCUUGAGGAGAGGGAUAAGAAGGCUCGAUGGCAGGGAAUACCACUGUUAUUGAGGAAACUUCAUGAGAGCAGCCACAUAAACAACGACCUUUCCAAGACACACAGUGUUGUUAAGGAGCUGUCGUCGCUGCUCUCCAUGGAGGCGAUGUCCUUUGUCACAGAAGAUCGUAAGACACCGCAGGAGUCUGUAUCACCUAACACUUACACUUUUGACCUUUUUGGAGGAGUUGACUUGUUUGUAGAGAUUCUGAUGCGGCCCACUCUCUCAAUACAGGGGGAUGUACCCAUAAUGAGUGAUGACCUGAUCAAGGACUGUUUGAGUGUUCUUUACAACUGUUGUAUAUGUACAGAGGGUGUUACAAAAAGCCUCGCAGCAAGGGAUGACUUUGUCAUGUUCCUUUUUACACUCAUGUCAAAUAAAAAGACUUUCUUACAGACUGCCACACUUAUUGAAGACAUAAUGGGGGUUAGGAAGGAGGUGAUUCGACUGGAGGACAUUCCAAACCUGGCUAGUCUAGUCCAGAGCUUCAACCAGCAGCAACUGGCCAACUUCUGUCGUAUCCUGUCUGUCACCAUAUCGGAGCCGGACAUGGGGGUGGAUGACAAGCACACGCUCCUUGCCCGCAACGCCCAGCAGAAGAUCAACGCCUCUCCAUCACGUGCUGAGAGCAACCAAGUGGCUUUGCUGAAUAUCCCAGGCUUUAUUGAGCGGCUCUGUAAGUUGGCCACACGAAAGGUGUCGGAGGCAUCAGGCACCUCAGCCCUGCUGCAAGAGCUGGAGGACUGGCACAGCUGGCUAGACAAUGCGUUGGUGCUGGAUGCUCUCAUGCAAAUGGCAAUCGAGGAGGCUGAACAGAGCAGUACAGAGUCAUCAGACGAAGGCUCACUUUCUUCAAGUCCUCUUAGGCAUACAUUGCCUCAGUCUAUGAAGAUAGUGCAUGAGAUCAUGUACAAAGUAGAGGUUCUCUAUGUGCUGUGUGUGCUGCUCAUGGGCCGGCAGAGAAAUCAGGUUCACAGGAUGCUUGCAGAAUACCGGUUGAUUCCUGGCCUGAACAACUUGUUUGAUAAGCUGAUCUGGAGGAAGCAAUUAUCUAGCCGGACCCUACACAGACAAAACCAGAACUGUGACUGCAGCCCAGAGAUCUCGUUCAAGAUCCAGUUCCUCAGGCUACUGCAGAGCUUCAGUGACCAUCAUGAGAACAAGUAUCUGCUCCUGAAUGGGCAAGAGCUGAAUGAGUUAAGUGCCAUCUCUCUAAAAGCAAAUAUCCCUGAAGUGGAGGCACUGGUCAACACAGACAGGAAUCUUGUGUGUGAUGGUAAGAAGGGUCUCCUGACACGCCUAAUUUCCAUCAUGAAGAAAGAACCUGUUGAUUCAUCAUUCAGGUUUUGGCAAGCUAGAGCAGUGGAAAGUUUUCUCAGAGGAGCUACAUCCUAUGCAGACCAGAUUUUCUUGCUGAAGAGGGGCUUGCUGGAGCACAUCCUCUUUUGCAUCAUUGACAGUGGCUGUAAAUCACGUGAUGUCCUUCAGAGCUAUUUUGAUCUUCUGGGUGAGCUCAUGAAGUUCAACAUUGAUGCCUUCAAGAGAUUCAACAAAUAUGUAAACACCGAAGAGAAGUUCCAGAUGUUCCUGAGCCAGAUCAAUAGCUCACUGGUAGACUCCAACAUGCUGGUGCGCUGCAUUGUUUUGUCCUUGGACCGUUUUGAGGGCCAGACGGAUGACAUAAAAGUUGUAGAAGUGCUGUCGGAGUGUCGUCUCUUGUCCUACAUGGCUCAAGUAGAGAAUAGACUUUCCUUCCUCUUCAGGCUGAUCAACAUCAUCAAUGUUCAGACACUAACUCAGGAGAAUGUGAGCUGCCUGAACACGAGUUUGGUGGUGCUGAUGCUGGCGCGGUGGAGAGGCAAGCUGCCAUUUUACCUGAGCGCUCUUAAAGAGAAGGAGUAUGCUGAGAAAUACCCUGGCUGCUUAUUCAACAACUUCUACCACCUCCUGCGCUUCUGGCAACACCACUACCUCAACAAAGACAAGGACAGCACCUGCCUGGAGAAUAGUUCCUGUAUUCCUUUUACCUACUGGAAGGAAACAGUGACGGUGUUGCUAAGUUCGGAUAGGAGCUCCCUCUGUGCCAUUGCCAUGUACAUAGAUGAGGCCUACAGGGAUCUGGACAGAGACUUUCUGGAGGUGUGAUUCUGGAGACUGUGUGGCAGCUGUGGAAGCAAAGGGAGGUUGUAAUGAGCUACUGACAGCUCUGAACUUCCACAGAGUUACACCCAAGUCUCCUCUCAUAGGACUGUUCUAUAGGGAUGCUGUAAGAAUGUGUGUGUGUGAACAAGUAAGUGGCGUGGAUGCGCUUAUGUUUUUACAAGUGUGUGUGAAAGUGCUGGUUAUAGUGAACCAGUGCUUCUAAAUCUUAGGUGUGUGUGUGUGUGUGUGUGUGUGUGUGUGUGUGAGUGUGUAAGCACGCCUGUGAGUGUGUAAGCACGCCUGUGAGUGUUUCGCUGUAGACGCUGGCUGUUUUUCUCCAGGACUACAUAGGCACACUUUCUUUUGGCUGUAGUCUAAGGGCUCUCUCCUUUUUAGAUACUUGGGGGUGUUGUGAACUGAUUAAAUAAAAAAAAAAAAAAACAUAACCUUGAGAUGCCCAUGAAAAGAGCCCACUCCUCCAGCAAACAAGCUGAAAUUCAGGGCCAAUGCAAUUGUUGGUGUUGGUGUUUUGCUUAGUUUAAGUACUGCCUCUAUAUUUAAUAAUAUUGUGUAGCUCACUCUUCAACUCAAAUUCUAACUUUAAAACCCAGUGACAAAAGAUAGUAAAUGAAAAUAAAGAUGUAACAUGUUUUAUCACAAUUAUUAUGUCUUAUGAUUACAUAAACUAUCAUUCACAAUGCAAUUCGA